Molecule: messenger RNA, 707 nt
Organism: Bactrocera tryoni
Lineage: Eukaryota; Metazoa; Arthropoda; Insecta; Diptera; Tephritidae
Exons: 1
Coding region: 114-560 (148 amino acids)
Source: RefSeq, a predicted model, not a curated record
AAAAAAUACAAUAUUCAUAUUUUGAUUUUUGUUUGUACGUCUGUGUAAACAAAGAAAUUAUAUUGUUUCCCGUUUGUGUUGCCCAUCCAACCGUCCUGUGAGUGAGUUGAGCCAUGACAGCCAUUUGGGACAAAAUGUGUGAAGUAUUCACGUUGCUGGUUCGGCCGACGCGUCGCAAGACCCGCGUUACCUUCAGUCCAAGCACCCUACAUCGUGAAAUCAUUCGGCACACCAAACUAUCGGCUUCCCCUAACCCGUUUUUCAACUUUCUAGCCGAAGUGCGUAUGAAAGCCAACGGUGGGGAAUUAAUGCACCCUGGCUGUGGUUCGAUGUCGGCGCGGGAAAGUGCUCGCAUCGCCAAGACAGCAGGCCGUUUGUGGAAUUCUAUGAGUGAUGAACAAAAACAGCCAUAUCGAAGCAUUGCAAUGGAGCAGCGGAAACUGAAGAGGCUGCGACGAAGGCGUUCCUACCUAUCUGCACGCAGGCGAAGGGAACGCAAAACGCCAGUCGAAUGUAAAUUUCUUUUACCGCCGCCGCCCACCCAUCAAGAACAUCUGUAAAUGUGACUUCUGGGGAUUGCGAUUGUGUUAUUGACGCCUUCAGGACAGUGCGGAUGGUGUGGAUAUCUAAAUUGUCUGCAAAUUUAAUGUUGAUAUUGUCUCCAGUUUCAUAAAAAUGUUAUAGUCUGGAAACAAUUCUAUACUGCU